Messenger RNA from Amoebophrya sp. A120, 6733 nucleotides. The record is from the annotation of a GenBank genome assembly. NCBI's taxonomy places the organism in Eukaryota, Dinophyceae, Syndiniales, Amoebophryaceae.
CCGGUACGAACCCGUCCAAUGCGAGUUCGCAGGCCAACGGCAAAGUGCUCCCGCCGUCGCCAGACCAAGACAAAGAUGACAAAAUUCCCCGGGAGCGGUCGGGCAACAGCAAUCGCUCCUCCUCGAGCACACGGGAGCAGAACCAAACAAGGCCCGCAACGAACAAUAAGGCCACAUCAACACCAGUUGUCCACGUCUCGAAGCUAUCAAGUGUAAAAGUGUCUGGGUCUGGAAGAUUUCUAGAUUUGUCAUGCAUAUUUUCCAUGACCCAUGAUGUCUGUGAUGCAUGCCGUAGCAUCACAGAUUUUUAGAGCGCUUCCUCAUACCUAUUCCGCAUGACAAAUGCCAUCUCCGCGGAGCACAAAGUGACAUCUAACGCCCACUGGCCGUAUACACGCGUAAGAAAUCGGAAACGGUUCAGCGGAUGCGGUCGGGUGGUACCUGUAGGACGUGGAACGGGUGUCCACCUAGGGGUAUUGGCAGAGGCUAAAUCUGUUCUAGCGCCACGGUAUUGGCAGAGGCUAAAUCUGUUCUAACGCCACCCUGACAGGAGUCAAAGGUCAAAGCGAUGCGAUACGAUACGCGGAGCACAAAGUCUACUCCUGUUCCUGGUCAUGCAAUACAAAUCUUUUUCGAAUCCAGAGACAGCAUCACAAGUUUAGAUUCUUCCAGACCCAGACAUUUUUACAUUUGAUAGAAGCAGCGGUCGACGAACAAAAACCUGGUUCUAGACCGGUACGAACUAUCGAAAGGAAAAAUCCCCCCUCCCCAUAUCGAAAUGGAAAUCUGUGAUGCAGGAUUUGUGUACACAAAUCGGAUUUGUCUUGCGGUAGAGGACUGCAGACAGAUACAAAGCCCGGAAAGGGGUGGCUUGGGGUAGCCACUUAGCAUGGCAGAUGUCUGCCCUAGUAGCGUAGCAGCAUUACAAAUCGCCUGCGAAGUGCAGCGGAAGCCCUGGCCUUGCUCUCUUGCAAGACAGACUGGAUUAGCGGCCACGAAUCAGCAUCACAAAUUUCGAAAAGCACGCCUGUUCGAUAUGGGGAGGGGGGAUUUUUCCUCACAAUACGAACUCAUUCCGGGGAAGGAGGGCUGGCUCGGCGAAGGAUCGUUUUCCUCGGUGCGGAAGGCGCGGGACUUGCACGUUUUGAACACUUGUGCAGGCGCUUCUCCGGAAACGGCGGACAACUACUACGUCGCGGUGAAGACGUAUGGGAGUGUCAGGAUUGAAAUCGCCAAACUUGGAAGAACUUGUGUAAUGCAUAAAAUCGAUAAACCAGUUGGAAACCCAAUUUCUAAGCGGCGCAUGACAAAUUUUGGCACCAUCUAGAUCCAGUUUGUCACUCUCCUGCUUAGGGACAGAAGGCGUCUUUUGUCAUGCUACUUGAGCAGCUCUAUCGCAGACCCCAAACAGGCUUACGGUCGGCCUCACUUGCCAUCCCUGCAAGACGAGAGACACUUCGCGCCUUGCAAUUUAUGCAUGAGAAAUUAUUGCAACUGUGACGAUUUCAAUCCUGACGCUUCCAUAAAACGUACAAACGGCCGAGAAUCCCCGUCGCGAAGGACCAGAACGGGAACCCGAAACCCCUCGACCCCGCCACGGAGCACGCGUUCGCGAAAAAGAACGAGGUGAUUCUGAAGAAAUUCAAACGGCAGAUCCACGUCCUGGAGACGUUGCUCGCGCCGAUUGAGUACGACCGGAGCAAGGAUCCGCAAUUCUUCCGGGACGUAGAGCCAAGUAGACUCUUUCUCCGUUUGCUGGACUACAGCAAAGAUGAGAAUGGGGAGCCAGGUACUUGUUCUAGGAUGCUGGUCAAUCAAUAUCAAAUUUCUUGAUGUUGUGUUGUUGAGGAACUACGUCAAUGCCUCCGCAUAAUUUGAUCUAGGUACUAUGCAAGACAUUGCCGCAUCACAACUUCAACUCACCCUACCACGACAGGUCCUGACCCCACCGCGCCUUCGGAGGAAACGGAGAUGGUGGUUGUCACCGAGAUGGCGGACUUUUCCUUGAAGGACUACUUAACCGCCAUAUGAAAUUGCACAACUCCUCCUCCCCCUCAUUUGUCAUGCAAAAUUCCAAAUCCACCCUUUGCCUGUUAGCACUGUUGGCAUGACAGACUCCGGAAUCCAAAAGGAAUUUGUCAUGCAAAAGCUGCAUCUUUUGCUUUUCCAGAGCCAGCGCUUGCGUUGCUGUUCAUGCAAGACAAAUGUGUUGUGCACUCUCAUACGCCAAGCAGUCGGAGCAGGAAAACGCGAACCACAACAGCGGACCGACCACCAAAUCGGUCAUGAACACGAAAACGUUGCGGAAAAUCGCGCACUAUCAAAUGCAAAAAUGUCUGGGUCUGGAAAAAUGGAAAUGCAACUUGUGAUGCUGCGUUUGGAUGUCUAAAAAAUUUGUGUUGCGUGAGCAGCUAAAGAAGGCUAAUUUUUGCUACGCGGAGAGGGCAUUUGUCAUGCGAUAUAGGCAUCAAGAAUCCCUCAAAAAACCUGUGAUGCUAGGGCAUGCAUCACACACAUCAUGGCUCAUGCAAACCGUGCAUGACAAGGCUCAGAAUCUUCCAGAUCCAGACAUUUUUGCAUUUGAUACGCACAACUUCCUUCUGUCCUGCGCGGUGCUGCACAAAAAGGGGCUGGCACAUUUGGAUAUCAAACCGGAGAACCUGAUGAGUUGCCAGGGCAGUUGGAAGCUGAUUGACGUGGACGGCUGUGUGCCGCUGCAAACGGAAAUCAGCAUCAACGACAGUAUUAGGUCUUCAUGUGUCCUCGCGGUGUAGUUUUUGUUGAUUCAUCGAGUGGUCUCUUCUCGCAUCAAGAAUUUGAAUCUAUCAUGCCAUGGCAGCUUGGUCGAGAAGCCGAAAAAGGUAAUUAAAGUUCUACUUCACGUGUCCCAUGCUGAGCACGACAAAGUAUAAAUUCAAAAACUUACUACAGGCACGAUCUCCUUUUCUCCCUGCUAUUGCGCACCGGAGUGGGCUCACUUCUUGAUCGAGGACCUCGAGAAGAUGACGGUGUCCGCCGCGCUUGACGUGUGGUCGGUGGGGGUGUCUCUCCUGGAAUUAAUCGCGUUCGACGCCGUGUUGAAGCCAAAAUACGCCUCGUUGUACAAGGAAACGGGGUCACACCGGAAAGCCGGGUUUCUCUUCCUCGAAUGGUUGUCCUCGAAGGACGAAAAUGCGAUUGAUCGGUUGGACUUGAUCCAGGACAUCCGGAAAAAAGCGGACCCGCUCUUCGUCGAUCUGGUGCUGAACCACAUGCUGAAAAAACACCUCCCAAAUCGGUGGAGUUUGGCGCAGUGUCUCCAGCACUCGUUUUUCACCUCGGGCGGGUUCAUCGAGCGGGCGCUGUCAAAUAAAGGAGAGCAGAAUUAUGCCGGAACAUCAUCUUCGGGCGGGGCGCACAGAACAAGCAACAACAUCAAAACUACCUCAUCUUCGUCCCAGCAGGGGCAGUAUCAAAAUUCAUCCAAGGAGAAGGAACAAAUUGCUUCCGGUGGUUAUACAAGUACUUCUGGUCAACAUCAUCAACGCUCUCCCUUGGGAGCGGACCACAUUACCAGCCCGCAGACCUCGGACCGGCAAAUCAAGUCCGAGUCCAGUUCUAAGGAGCGGGAAAAACAGUUACUGCAGCACCAAGAGCAGCAUCAGACGAAUUUGUCUCUACCGGGGAAGUUGGCGACCACGCCCUCGACGAGCAAAGAAAACCUCGGGAGCGGUGGCGGGGCAUUGCUGGGCACCAGCCCAUCAAUACUUCGGGCGGAUGAGGAAGAGAGAAUGUUGGUGAAGAGCAUUAAGGAGCGACGGAAGGAAAGAGUAAUAGAUUUUAAUUACAUGGAUUCAUCCUUAUCGUAUGUUGAUGUUGUUUCCCAUUUAUUCUUUCUUCUGUUAUGCGCAUUAGGAAAGAAUUCCAUUUAUAGGGCAUCAGCAUCGUGCCGAGACAUGAAUGCGCACGAAAAAAAACUCUCUGUGUCAUCAGAUGGAAGAAGCCACCAACAGCGCCCCAGAGGACGAGAACAAGCCGCCGCUGCUCAAGGGCGUUCUGUGGAAACUGAAUUCCGACGGGGAUUGCGCGAAUCCGGAGCACUGGCUCCGGAGGGAUGUGUGGCUGUCGGCGAACGGGAAUUUGUGCUAUUACUCGCAGAAAAAGAACAAACGACUGAUUUUGCUGGACAACGAAAAUCUCGCACGGGCGGAAAUCAGCAGUUCUUUGAGUACUACUAGAGCGAAUGCCGAAGAUCAUGGAAGUACUACAACAGGUCGGACUACCAGUAGUUUCAGCAACAAUGCCUAUCCGUUUUAUCAACUGUAAAAAUGUCUGGGUCUGGAAACUUGUGAUGCCGGGUGGCGUCUCAUGAUGAGGCUACAAAUGCUGGCCCCGCAUGACAAGUUUCUGAGCUCCUAGGUAUUGCCUAUUCUGCAUGACAAACUGCGCAUCUGCAUCACAGAAAAACGCAGCUCUUGGGUAACGUGCAUGACAGAUUUAAGAGUCAUGCCAGACAAGCAUGACAAACAUAAAUUCUUCCAGACCCAGACAUUUUUACAGUUGAUACGUUUGUGAUCCAGUUGAAAGUGAAACAAAAUCAGAACAACGCGAAGGAUCUGGAUAUGGCAAUGGGAAAUGCUUUUUUCUGAAAACUUUUUUUUUUUGCCACAUAUAAAUUACCCGUCGCGGUGAGUAGAUGGCUUUUUGCCGGAAAAAAUCGACUGCGUGGCAACAGCGUCUGCAGUGGUAUCCUGAGCUCGCUAGCCUGACGGCAAGAAGAUUACCGCACUCGGGGCCCACUGCGUCACGGGUUUGGGUCCGGCGUGGCCGGCGUAGAUGUCGGAAGGCCAGCCCCUGCAGUGCUGCCACUUUAAUGAAAGCAAUACGCGGGCAGCCCAAGGCCGGACGUGCUGCGGGUUGGAGCCAACAGCAGGCCCACGCCCCAGCAGGAGAAACAGGCUCCCGCGCGCAGCUUCAAAAUAAUUCAAAUCCAUACUCGGCAGCGCCGACGACAGUGAUGCCAGGGCCGCGGCGCUCCUCCGGGCCUGGGUCUCGGGGUGCGGUUCUUCGCCCCAGCCUCUUUUGCCAGGGGGCUAGCAGAGUUCCUUCCUCGGCUGCAAGUUGAAGUCCUCGGGGGGUCCCCCCAAGGGGCCCCCCAACCCCCCCCCCCCCUUUUGGGGCCUUUGCCGAGAGCUACUCCCCAUUGAUAUCUCCACGAAGGGGGGUCCCCCAAACCCCCCCCUCAAGGGGGGGCCCGGCCGCGCUUUUUGUUUCCGCAAGUUUGCGGCUUUUGCAAGAAUGCGUCUGGAACAGUGACAGCGCGAAUUCGGCCAAGACGGGGAUCUGUACAGCCUGGCCCGGAACAAACCCAAAGACGCCGAAGUUCUCAGCCUGCUCUGCGUUUGUCUAUUGGGGCACUUGGAAAGCUGGGGCGGGCGACGCCUAGAGGUCACGCGCGUUUCAGACCGCCGCAUCUGAGCGAGCCAUUCAGAAUUUCGCUGACUUACCCCGAGCCUCUGCCCCAUACACAGAAGCCGCGGUGGGGGCAUUGUGUGUCAAGUACCUUGAGCCCAGAGCGCCAAGGACCGAAUCCAUGGCCGCGGCUACUCCGGAGGCCGCAUCUCUUUCGCGUCCCAGGUAGCUAGCUAAGUACCAAGAGCCGCCAACUCGCUUAGACAGAUCUAUUCUGCGUGUGCCCGCUUGUAUGCCUAUGGAGUGCCGUAAGAUCAUAUGUGGCGAAAAAAAAAAGUUUUUUGAAAAAAGUAGUUGAUCCAGUUGAAAGUGAAACAAAAUCAGAACAACGCGGAAGAUCUGGACGCUUCUACUGCGGAGGAUCUCGUCCUCCCGUCCCCAGAUACGGAAAUUCAGCGGUACGCCUGCGAACACAAGGAGGAUCUGCAGAUGUGGCUGAAGUUUUUGGAAAAGGCGGCGCAGAAGAAGAUGAACGAUUAUGAGAGUGCACAACAACUGCUUGCGUUUUCCCGCGGCCUCAUUUGUCAUGCAAAAUACCGAGAGUCCGUGUGCGUGUGCGUGUCCGCUUCUCGCCUGUAAGCAGUCUAUGCACGACAUGACAACAAGCUUCCCACGAAGAACUCGAGCAGUACUAGAAUUGCUGUGCGGAUUAGGUGGAUUUGUCAUGCGGAAGCUACUAGAGCUACUUACACUUCUGGCAAUGCUUCUGUUGCGCAUGCCACUUGUGCUCCUCUUCAAAUUAUGAGGGGAGCGAAUAAAAAGGGGAAGUUGUUGUGCACUCUUAUAAGGAAGACAUCGAAGAUCUUUCCUUUCUGAUGAAAAAGGCGAAGUUAGUGGACAUGAAGCUGCUCUGCCAAAUCCGGAAUAGAAGGGCGAAGAUUCCGGAUGACACCGCCAGUACGGUCGGGUCGGUCAACGACGAAAGUAACCAGCAGAACAAUACGCGUAUACAAGUAUGUCUGGUUCUGGAAGACUGCUGCAAUGUUUGUCUCAUGCUUCGGUGAUAAACGAGAUCGAGAAAACAACCUGUCUUGCCUAUUGCGAUGCAGUUGCAGCCCCCUCUCUUUGCCAUGCAAUAAGAGAUCCAAUUGAAUUUCUCAUGCGCGUAAAAAUUACGGAAGUCAUAGCACUAGCAGCUGAAAAUCUUGUGAGGCGUUGCUCCAUUGAGCAGGAGUCUGCUAGCUUACCAACCACGCAUGAUCAGCGUCACAAGUCUGUUCCAGACCCAAAAACACUUGCAAUUCAUAAACAAUAAUGCUGCCUUGCGCUCCUCUGCGGAACU